AUGGGUAUAGAUGCUAAUAUAUAUUUAACAACAAAUGACUACGUUGAAAUGCCAGAUACGGCUAAAACUAAUCAACUUUCAUUACGUACAACAACAAAUAGUCGUUGGCCAAGAAAAUGGGCAACAAUUGGUGGACGUAGUACAACAUCAUCAUCAACAACAAUGAUUCCAACAAAGGAUUCGGAUUCAAUUGAAAAUACUUCAAAAAAUAAAAAGAAUAAUAAUAAUAAUAAUAAUGAUCAUCGUCAUUCAACAUCUUUAUUACGUCAAUCAUCAACAAUAAGUCGAACAAAUGAUAGAUCAAUACCACUUAAUGAAAAUUCUGAUCAUCCAUUAAAAAAGUCUCGUUCAUUAAUGGAUGUAUUACGUUCAAAAUUAAAUUCUCCAUCUGUACUUCGUCGUUUCCGUUCAAAAUCACGUGAAAGUACAAAACAAACCGUAAUAGAAAUCAAUGGACAUACAACAAAUGAACAAAUAGAAAUGAAACAAUCAAAUAAUGAACAAAUAACAGCAAGAAAAUCAAGAAAACGUGAUCCAUCACCAAUAAAACGUUUUACUAAUCGUCUUUCACAAUUAACACGACAUCAAAGAGCAAUAUCUAAUGAAAGACAAAAACAAUCACCGUCAAAAUCAAUUAUAAAUGAUUCAAAUAAUAAUGAAACAAAACAAUCUUCAACAUCAAUACAUAAUCAAGACAAAAUUGAUCAUAUAAAUGCAUGUUAUGAUGAAAUUCGUGCGAAAUAUUUUCAUGAUAAUGAUAUAAAAAAACAAAAUAUAUCAAAUAAUAAUGAAAAUAAUUCAUUAUUAAAUAAUGAUUUUUUAAAUAAUUUUCAAUAUACAACGUUACCAUUACCAUUAGAUGAUCCAUUACUUCAAGCACGUAAACAAUCAAAUAUGAAAUUAAAUUGUAUGUUAAGUGGUUAUACAUUAACAAAAUCAUUUGCUAAUUAUGAAAGAUUAUUUGGUCAAAAUGAUUUAUUUAAAUAUAAUCAUUAUUAUGAUGUUGGAAAAAGAAAAUAUGAUUGGAAUUUUACAAAUAAUAAUAAUAGAAUAUUUUCUAGUAUGAGAACAAAACCAAUUAGUAAAAGUAUUGAUAAUUUUAGACAUAUCAAUACAAAUGAAAAUCAAGUAUCAGUAACAUUGGAAAAGACUAAUAUUGUUAAUGAUGAUUCGUUAGUUCAAAGAGAAAAUAAUGAAGAUGUUACAAGGAUAUUACCCGAUGACAAUGAACUUAUCAUUCUUGAAGACAGUGAUUUAAUUGAUUCAGAAAAAAAUAUAUUACAUCAUGUAUCAAAUAUUCAUGUAACACCAACUAUUCCAAUUAAUGUUAAAACAUUUGUUUCAACAUCUUCAAAUCAAUCUGAUAAGAAUAAAACAAUUUCAAAUGAACAUUCUAAUGAAGAAAACGAUGAAGAAUUUGAACGAAAUUUUUUACGUGCAGUUAAUCGAGCACUUGGUGUUGUUAAUAAAGAUGAUAAAAAUGAAUUAACACCACCAUUGUAUGAUAUAUCAAAAGAAACAGAGGAAUCUCAUUUGAAUCUUAUUCAAAUGACUGAACAAGCACUUCUAUCACUUAAUAAUUCAACAUUAUUUACGAAUGAUGAUCAAACAACCGAACAAAAAGAUGAUAGUAUAGAAUUACCAAAUGUUGAAUUAGUUAAUCAUACUAAUGAAUCUUUUAAUAUAGAAGAUAUAUCAAUGAUUACUAAUGAAAACCAACAAGAAAUAAAUAAUGAUAAUAAUUUUAUUAAUGAAGAAAAUAAUAUCUUGUCAGUUAUUGAUGAUUUAGUACAAAAAACUGAUGAUUUAUUAUUUGAAGAAUCCAAGGUAAGCUCAACAAAUGACUAA
This is a messenger RNA of Rotaria sordida, 1848 nucleotides long. NCBI's taxonomy places the organism in Eukaryota, Metazoa, Rotifera, Eurotatoria, Philodinida, Philodinidae. The record is from the annotation of a GenBank genome assembly.